UAUUAAGGAAAUUCGCUUUUUUGGUCAAAUUCUGAAAAUGUUGGAAUGACGUGAUAGUUGCCCCAAUACUAGCAGAGAAUAUUAGAGUUAAUUAAUAUAACAAAAAAUGUUAUUAGUAUAACAGAACAAAAAACGUUUUCUCGCUGAUAACGCGCCGUGACGUCACAUACCAGAACAAAUCGACUGCGCAGGCGCGUGACACAGACGGCGGGCAAGAUGGCGGACCAGUGGCUAAACGAGCUACCAAAACACGAGCUUUUCAAAAAACUCGGGCAGAAGUUGGAUCCUGCCAGCAAAGGUGAUGUGAGAGGAGUCGCUAAGAACCUCACUUUUUGCUUGGGCGGUGACUUUUUCGUUUGGAAUGACAGCGAGCGAGUCUUCUACACGACUAACUUACGCCAGUUGAACACCGAGGACAGCAGCAGCGGGAAGUUCCAGACCCUCAUGUGCAUCGACCCUCCGCGGUUCGAGGUGUGUCAGCUUCUACUGAGUCCGUCCCAGCAUCACAUCGCUCUGGUGGGCCAACGAGGAGUCUCGGUGCUGGAGCUGCCGCAGCGGUGGGGCAAGAGAUCCGAGUUCGAGGGUGGCCGCAGCGAGAUCAACUGCAAGACCUCGCCGGUGGCGGAACGCUUCUUCAGCAGCUCGCCGUCUGUGAGUCUGCGGCAGGCGGCCUGGUUCCCCAGCGAGACGGAGGAGUCUCACUUGGUGCUGCUCACAUCCGACAACACCAUUCGGUUUUACGGCCUGAAGAGUCCGCAGACGCCGGUGAAAGUGCUGCCAUUAUCGCAGUCGGACGAGGACAGCGGCGUCCGACCUCCCGUCCGCUCCUACGCUGCUUCUCUGGGUGAAGUCGCAGUGGCGUUUGACUUCGGUCCGGCCACCUCCAUCCAAUCAAAGCGUGCAGUCAAGACCUUCAAAGACCAACUGACCUAUCCUCUGUACAUCCUCUACGAAAAUGGUGAAACCUACCUGUGCUACGCCAGUCUUUUCAAUGGUGUGAGGCUCAGCAGACCAGCAGGUCCGCUGCCCAUGUAUCCGGCGGCCGAGGAUAACUACGGCUAUGACGCCUGUGCCAUCCUCUGCCUGCCGUGUGUCCCCAGCAUCCUGGUCAUUGCCACGGAAACGGGAACUUUGUAUCACUGCGUGGUGCUGGAGUCUGAGGAGGAUGAAGACAUGGGGGCUGUGCAGACGUGGUCGCAGGGCACAGAGGCCGUACCAGCUCUGUAUGUUCUCGAGUGUGUCGAGCUGGAACUGACCCUUAAAGUUGCCGGAAGUGAAGACGAGGACGUUCAGGAGUUUGAUUUCACCUGUCCUAUCAGGCUGCAUAAGGACCCUCUGUGUCAGCACAGGUACCACUGUACCCACGAGGCAGGGGUUCACAGUGUGGGUCUCAUCUGGCUGAGCAGGCUGCAGACGUUCCUGCAGUCCAGUGAGGAGGACAAGGACAGUCUCCAGGAGCUGGCAGCAGAGAAACGCUGCAUUGUGGAGCACAUUCUCUGCACCAGACCGCUGGCGUCCAGCCAGUCAGCGCCGGUCCAGGGUUUUCUCAUCAUAUCUGACUUGUCUCUCGGGGCCACUAUGAUCUGCAUCACCAGCACCUUUGAGUGUAUUCUGCUGCCUUUGCUGACAUCCAUCCGUCCACCGUCUCCUCCCCUGCUCUGUGCUCAUCCAGGUCCUGGGUCUGGCAGCUCUCCACUGCGCGGUCUAGCGGGCAGUUCGUUCGAGAAGCACAUUCGCAACAUCCUGGUGAGAAGCUCCACAAACCCUGUGGUGCUGAAGGCGGGAGAUAACAAAGACGCAGCACCGCCCCCUCAAGAGUGCCUGCAGCUCCUCAGCAGAGCCACGCAGGUCUUCCGGGAGGAGUACAUCCAGAAGCAGGACAUGGCCCGAGAGGAGCUGCAGAAGCGCGUCAAACUGCUGAUGUGUCAAAAGAGCAAGCAGCUGGAGGAGAUGAACCUCUGCCGGGAGGAGAAGAAGAGUCUGAGCGAGGCAGCUGAGCAACUGGCGGUUAAGUACGAGGAUGCCAAGUACCAGCAGGACGUCAUCAUGAAGAGAGUGAAGUCCGUUCUGGGCUGCCUACAGCGGCGACUGCCCAUCUUGUCCAACAGCGAGAAGGACAUGAAGAAGGAGCUGCAGAGCGUCAGCGAGCAGCUCAAGCACCUGGACAACUGCAUCAAACAGGUCAACAUGAAGCUGAACUAUCAGAAGUCGCAUUUGGACAAGGACGCCCCGGCCAAGAGGAGCAGCGUGACCCUCAACGCCCACCAGAAGAAGGUGGUCCAGGACGUCCUGAGAGAACAGGGGCAGCAGAUCGGAGACAUGAUGAAGCAGCUGAAAGAUGUGAAAAACCAUUUCAGCUUCUGAGAACUUGAGAAUCAUAUGUUUAAUCUACAACCUUUUCUAAACCUUGUGAUAUGUAAAUUCACUAGAAUUGAGCUGUUUAACAGCAGCACUUGUUUGGAUGGUAUCAACUGACUCAUGACCGACUCGCCUUUCACUAUUUACCGGGCUCGUCUAAUCUAAACCUCCAUGGCAGGAACAGAUCACUUGCAUCACAAUGAAUUCAGAGCUGUCUAAAAUCAGUCAUCUCACAGGGUUCACAAAGAAAACAUGUUCAUGUUCACCAUACUCAGAUGUUUAUCAAAAAAGAUUUGCUCUUUCUGUUGUCACAUUUCAUCAGGACAAAAUGUCAUACCUUUUUUUUUUUUUUUUUUUUU
Messenger RNA from Synchiropus splendidus (mandarinfish), 2717 nucleotides. It is a transcript of the gene nup88, whose product is annotated as nucleoporin 88. The transcript has a single exon. Gene Ontology annotation, biological process: mRNA export from nucleus; protein import into nucleus; ribosomal small subunit export from nucleus. Bases 217 to 2364 code for a protein of 715 amino acids. NCBI's taxonomy places the organism in Eukaryota, Metazoa, Chordata, Actinopteri, Syngnathiformes, Callionymidae. Gene Ontology annotation, molecular function: structural constituent of nuclear pore; protein binding. The record is from RefSeq and is a predicted model, not a curated record. Gene Ontology annotation, cellular component: nuclear pore.